UCGUUUUCCGUUCACGCCAAAAAUGUUAUGUUCCCGCGUAAAAAGAAUUCCAAACCUUAAAACUCCCUCCAUCUAUUUGUCAAAAUGACAAAGAUGCAAAUGCACUCUUGUAGGACUUUAGCAUACAAACAUUCAAACUGCGACACCUGAUCAGCGAUCACCAUCGCCAUGGCCACCGCUACAACUGCCACUACUAGCGGCAGAGACCAAAAUCUACCACCUCCACCACUCACUGACACAGAGAUAAUAAACCUAGCAUAUAAAAACCACCUCCAUCCAUAUAUUCUCUCUACAUCAUCAAUUCCUACUCUCAUCUCCUACCUCAAAACUCGCUCGCAUUCUUCAGUCGCCCUCACCGAUUACACACUCUCUCUCCUAUCUCUCAUUUCCCUCUCUCCACACAAUCCUUCGCUCUCUUCCCUUCUAUCAUCUCUCCUUUCCACUUACACUAAUCUUUUCCUUUCUCUCAUAAUCCCUCGCGAUUCCAAUUCCCUCAAAACAAUCAAUCUCUUUACCACUCUAUUAACUUACAUCCCGGUCAACGAUCUGGAUUCAAUCGCUGACUCGAUUUUGAAUCAUUUGUCCAGUUUAGUAACUUCUGAGGAUACACAAAUACUCGAAAUUAUUCCUGGUUGUUUAAGUUGUUUGUACAGUGAGAAAGGGAAGGAUUCUGUUAAUUUAAUUUUGGAUAAAAUUAUUGAAAUUCAAUGGUCAAAAGUAUUGCUAAUAAAAAUGGUGUCACUUGGAAGGGAGUUUCUACAGUUUCUUGAUAAAAUGAGAGCAAGGGUGUUCUUGGAAAAUGUUUUUAAUGGAAUGAAAGGAGUGGAUUUACAAGACUUGCCUUCGCUUGCAUAUCAGUUAUUGGUUUUGGCUUCGAAAGGGUUUAACAAGAGGGAGGUUAUUGAAGGGAUUCUUAGGUUCUUUGGCUCUGAUUUGGGAUCGAAAGGUAGUUCCAUUGUUAGGCAAAUAGAAGGAACUGUGCUGCUUCAUGUUAAUUUUGCUGUGAAGCAGGAUCCUUCCUUAGGGCAAGAGGUUAUAAGGCUUGUGAAAUUGGGUUGUAGGGCUCUUAAUCAUUUUACUGUUUCUAUUUUAUUGUCUAUUGCCAGGGUCAGGAGGUUUAAAGAAAACUCCAUUGGGGUUUUGAAAACUGCAGUGCUUUCUGCUUACCGUGAUUACAAGUUUUCUAGCGAUAUAAUGUGGUUAGCAGAUGAUUUGAAGGAAGAGUAUCUGCAAAACGUACAAGUACUGGAGAAGGCUAUAUUAAGAGCUGUUAAUGAAAGCAACUGCGGAAGGGAGCACAUUGUACCUACAGUUGUGCAGUUUAGCUUUGUCUUGCUAGAGUCAUUGGAAGGCGGAAACCACAGAGACCUAUGCAAUUUUAAUGGUCUUUUGGGUGUUGAAGCUCUUAGUGUUCAGAUGCUAAAAACUUUGUUUGAGGUCCAUGAUAUGGCAAGAAAUGAGAUUAUUGAGCAGUGCAAAUUUCGCAUCCUUUCUGUGAGGCCAGAACAAAGCACGCCAAUCAUUAGGCUGCUUGCUUUUCUGGUUCGAAGCUGUCCUUACCCAAUGUUGGAGCAUGUUUCCCGUCUAAAGGAAUUGUUGGAUUAUUUUACUUUUAUGAAUGGAAACGUUGCCUCCGAUCUUGUUACCGCUCUGGUGCCCCUCAUAAAGUUUAACCGUGAUCUUCGGGAUUACACCAUUUUAGUUGUUCGUAAAGCCAUGUUUAGGCAAGAAGAUGCCGUUCGUCUUGCGGCAACAAAUGCUAUUGUUAGUGUUAUAUUGGCUGAAAAGCAAUCUAACAGAGAUGGCUUUUCUUUUCAAGACUCAUCAAGCCAAGCUGGUUGCAGUCAGCCAGCUGAAAUACCCAGCGGUCACGGUGGAGGUCUCUUCCGAGAAUUGAGCGGUCUACUGCAGAGAUGUCUUUAUCAGAAGGCAAAAGUGAAGGAAGUCAUGUAUCAUGGUCUUUUGAAGCUUGUCUUGGUGGAUCCAGCAAGUGCGGCAGCUGUUUUUGAUUUUCUCUGGCCUCACUUUCUUCGCUUUUUCAAGGAGGAUAGUGAUGUUCAACUUGGAAUUAGUAGCUGCAUAAAAUCAGAGAGUGGCAAGGUUGUCAUUGAAGAGCCUCUAGAUUGUCUUCUAUCUUGUGUUUCUUGGAUCUUACUACUUCAACCACAUGAUAAAACUGAUCAUCCAGAUUCUUCAUGGGCAUGUUUUGGUUUUUCCCUUUCUCAAGAGAUUGAGGCAGGAAGAAGUCUAUCUGGCGAGUCUUUCUCCAAGGCUUUCCUGAAGAUACGGGAUUUUCUAAAGAAGGGAAAUUUGGAAGAUAUUCCUAGUCCAACUUCAGAUGAAGAACAAGGAAAAUGCCAUGCAUUGCUUUUAUCAGGGCUUAUUGAAGUGGUAUUGAAUAGUAUUGCUUCUGAGUUGGAGACAGCUACAGGUUUGAAGAGGAUCAAUCUCCAAAAGGAAAUUCUCGAGAUAGUUAAUUUUCAUUCAACACUGAAGAAGUAUACAUCUGCAAGGCAGAGCUGUGGUGUCAAAAGAGGGAGUCAGCAAGCUACUACUCUUGAUGUGCCUGGUAAUAGUUUUUUCAGCAAUAACACAAUGACUCAAGAACAGAUUCCGUUUUUGGCAACUUCAAGUCUUUGUCAGCUAAUGAAAACAACAUUGGACCUGUGCAAUAAUGAAUGGUUUAAAGGCUCCACAGCUUCCCAGAACCAUAGCCAGUCAUCUUCAAGUGGGACAUUGAAAUGCUUUAAGAUUGUUCCUUUUGUCCUGAAUAGUUCCCUUCAUCAUAUAAGAUCUUAUGCCACUGGAAGAAAAGAAGAUCCAAUUAAGAAUCUAAUCUAUGGGGAAAUCAAAUUAAUGGCACCGCCUUUGCUGAAAUUGAUUUGCUUGCUCAAUUCAGGGCCAAAGUUUGCAACAGACCAUAAAAAAGAGAUGAAGGGGAAGAAUGAUUUUGAAGACCGAAAGGAACAUCUUCAUUUAGCAUUAUUGUGCUUGAAGGAAUUGAUUGCAAUUAGUUUGAAGAAUUCAAACUCCUCUGGGUUGCUUGAAGAUUUGUUGUCAGUCUCCACACUCGAGUAUGAAUUGGAUGAAGAAUUUGAAGAAGCUUCCAGGAUUGAUGAUCACCAAAUAAGAAUCAAAGUGUUACUCAUCGUCAAAAUUCUGAGACCACUGUUUGCUGAGCUUCUUGCACAAUCAUCUUUUAAUGAAAUCGAGAUUCUCUGUGAUAUAAUGUUAAUGGUUGGUGACAAAUUACCCUCCAAAUGGAGGAACUCUAGUGGAUCCUGGGGUAUUAACGUCUGCAAAAGCCAUGGCAUAAGAAAUUCCAAAGUUGCUAGAAGUGUGGCUGCUCUAGCAAUUUCUUUAAGUUCUCCUCCAGAUGAUUUGAUUGUGGCCCAUGACAUGUCUAAGGAGCUACUGGAUGUCACUGGAUUUAUUGGACCGGAGAGUAACAAGCCAUUAGAAAUAUCUGAAUCGUGCCCCAUCAUAAACCAGUCAACAAGCACUGCUAUAAGUUCAUGCAUACUGAAACUGAUUGAAGCCGUUAUCAAUGAUAUGGAUUGGACCAUCAAAAAAUUAAAGACAUUCUUUUUGAUUGAACAGAGAUACAUUCAUGUUAGUCAGAGUGGAGAACAUGCUCCAGGAUUGACCGUUGAGGAUAAUCUUUACUUGAGGGCUGAAGCAGUGGUGAAAGUAUUAUCUUUCUUUGUUUUGAUGAACCUAAAGGACCCUCAAGCAGAGCAUCUAUUAAGAUUGAUUGCGAAGUUUUACAAGCAUUUGGCUCAGAUUUCAAGGCUUAGGAUUGCUACUAAGGGAUGCAAGCAACUUCUACCUACUCCAACUUUCCAGAGGCUUGUAGAAGUAACCUGCAAGAAGCUUACAGUUCCUCUUUAUAAAUUCGUUGCGGAGAUUCAAAGGGUACAACAAGAAAAGCCUAAUACUAAGGGUAUCAUUAACAAGAUUAAAAGGGAGAAUAAAUGCAUACCUGAGCUGAUCUUCCAAAUAGAAGAUUAUGAGAAGUAUCUCAUCCGGCUCAGCAAGGCAAGUAAAGUCAAUUUACUGAAGCAUGCCAAGCGUAGCACUUCCAGGGAUUUCAGAAUAUUAGAUCCUCCCAACGACAAGGAAGAAGCUGAUUUAAAUCAUGAACAUAAUAAUGACGAUGCAGUUGGUGCUAAUGUGGAUAGAUCACAUGAAGAUUCCGAAGAUAAUGUAUCAGACAAAUUUUCCUCACGACGAAAAGACAGUCCUGAGAUUGCAGAGGAAUCUGAGUCCGAGGGCGAGGAUGGAUGUGGUUUGCCUAAUGGCAAGAGAAUGAGGAGGGAUAGAGUUGUGCAAGACACUGAUGAUGAUGAAGCAUAAUUGAUGAUUUUUCGAAGACCUCAAUGUGUAAGAAAUUGGUGCUGUUUACGUAUCAAUUACGCUUGUAAAAUUAACAAGUUUUAGACUGAUGUUUCACCAUCUCACAAAACUAAUCUCUUAAAAUAGCUUUUAGGUUUCCCUGAAAAUAUUAUUGUAAAUUAAUAACAAGUGGCUUUGCUUUUUUGGCA
Molecule: messenger RNA, 4544 nt
Organism: Ricinus communis (castor bean)
Lineage: Eukaryota; Viridiplantae; Streptophyta; Magnoliopsida; Malpighiales; Euphorbiaceae
Product: Fanconi anemia group I protein homolog
Exons: 13
Coding region: 169-4356 (1395 amino acids)
Biological process (GO): DNA repair
Molecular function (GO): DNA polymerase binding
Source: RefSeq, a predicted model, not a curated record